UCCAGCAGGCUCCGAAACAUUUCCUUAAGAGAUCACUGACAUGCCCACGUUAGGGCUUUCGGUUUUUCCCUUCGCAGCUCCUGGGCCCCUGUUGCUUCGAUCCCCCCUCCGGGCACCAGGGAGCGCUGUAAUACUCUCAGGGUCCGCUGACGCCUCCGCGCUCUCUUCCGCUUUUCUUCUCGCUGCGCCGCACUUCUGGUGGCAAGCGGAAGCGGGGACUUGCAGCCGCGGGCGCCGGGGCCGGAGGCAUGGCGGGGGCGGGGCCGGGGGAGGCUCGCGCCGAGCAGGCCGGGGGGUCUCUCUCCCCGGCCCUUUGAACCAGGACCGUACAGAGAUGUGAUAAUGGAUCAUCAUGUUUCCACCAUCAAACCUCGAAGAAUCCAGAACCAAAAUGUCAUUCACCGCUUGGAACAGCGACGAAUCAGCUCAGGCAAGGCAGGUACCCACUGGCAUCAGGUCCGAGUAUUCCACCAGAAUGUCUUCCCCAACUUCACAGUUGUCAAUGUUGAAAAGCCUCCUUGUUUCUUGCGUAAAUUCUCGCCUGAUGGGCGCUACUUUAUUGCUUUCUCUUCAGACCAGACCUCUCUUGAAAUCUAUGAGUACCAGGGCUGCCAGGCAGCUGAGGACUUACUGCAGGGCUAUGAGGGGGAGAUCCUGUCCAAUGGCAAUGACCAGCGGUCAGUCAACAUCCGCGGCCGGCUCUUUGAACGCUUUUUUGUCCUGCUGCAUAUUACCAACGUAGCCGCCAAUGGGGAGCACCUGAACCGGGAGUGUAGCCUCUUCACCGACGACUGCCGAUGUGUCAUCGUGGGCUCAGCUGCCUACCUCCCGGAUGAGCCGCACCCUCCUUUUUACGAGGUGUAUCGGAACAGUGAAUCUGUGACCCCCAACCCACGGUCCCCUCUGGAGGACUAUUCCCUUCACAUCAUUGACCUUCACACUGGCCGCUUAUGUGAUACCCGCACUUUCAAGUGUGAUAAGGUGGUCCUGUCGCACAACCAAGGGCUGUACUUGUACAAAAACAUCCUGGCCAUCUUGUCAGUGCAGCAGCAGACGAUCCACGUCUUCCAGGUGACCCCUGAAGGCACUUUCAUUGAUGUGAGGACCAUCGGCCGCUUCUGCUACGAGGAUGACCUCCUCACCGUGUCAGCCGUUUGCCCGGAGGUGCAACGGGACAGUCAGACAGGCAUGGCCAACCCUUUCAGAGACCCCUUUAUCAACUCCCUGAAACACCGGCUGCUCGUGUACUUGUGGCGCCGGGCAGAGCAGGAUGGUAGUGCGAUGGCCAAGAGGCGCUUCUUUCAGUAUUUUGACCAGCUGCGGCAGCUGCGCAUGUGGAAAAUGCAGCUUCUGGACGAAAACCAUCUGUUUAUCAAGUACACCAGUGAGGACGUGGUAACCCUGCGGGUCACAGAUCCAUCACAGGCGUCUUUCUUUGUGGUAUACAAUAUGGUGACAACAGAGGUGAUUGCUGUGUUUGAGAAUACAUCAGAUGAGCUUCUAGAACUCUUUGAGAACUUCUGUGACCUCUUCCGUAACGCUACCCUACACAGUGAAGUCCAGUUUCCCUGCUCAGCUUCCAGCAACAAUUUUGCAAGGCAGAUCCAGCGCCGCCCACAGCCUCUCCACCAGGAGUCGAUCCCAUCGCAAGAAACCACUUUCUUUGCUCUUCCACAAGAAGCAGCUCCUCCUCCGUUCGAGUUUGACCGUCAGAUCACAGCAGUUCAGUCCCACCCUGAGGCUCCACUAGUAAUUCUAGUUCUCUUGCUGUUUCCACCACAUCUGCAGUGACUUCCUCCACAGACGUCAUGAACCCCUCAAAGUCAUCCACGAGAGUUGGAAUCAACUUCUUCCAAACUCUGUUAAUAUUGAUAUAUUGAUAUUUUGACCUCUUCCUAUAAAUCACGAAUGUUCUUAAUGGCAUCCAGAAUGGUGAAUCCCUUCCAGAAGGUCUUCAGUUUACUCUGUCCAGAUCCAGCAGAGGAAUCACUAUCUAUGGCAGCUAUAGUCUUAUGAAAUUUAUUCAGUAAUAAGACUUGAAAGUCGAAAUUACUUCUAGACCCAUGGGCUGCAGAACGUUGUAUCAGCAGGUGUGCAAAGAACAUCAGUCUCCUCGUACAUCUCCGUCAGAGCUCCCGGGGGACCAGGUGCAUUGUCAAUGAGCAGUAAUAUCUUGACAGGAAUCUUCUGAGCAGUAGGCCUCAACAGUGAGCUUGAAAUAUUUAGUGUACCAUGUUGUAAACAUACGUACUGUCCGGGUUUUGUUGUUCCAUUGACAGAGCCCAGGCAGAGUGGAUUUAGCAUAAUUCUUUGGGUCCCCAGGAUUUUCAGAACGGUACAUGAGCACAGGCUUCAGCUUAAAGUCAGCGUCUGCAUUAGCCCCUAACGAUAGAGUCAGCCCAACCUUUGAAGCUUUGUAGCCAGGCCCUGACCCUCCCUCUCGGGCUGUGAAAGUCCUAGAUGGCAUCAUCUUCUGACAGAAGGCUAGUUGGUCCACACUGAAAAUCCGUUGUGUUGUGGAACCACCUUCAUGAAUGAUCUCCGCUAGAGCUUCCGGAGACCUCGCUGCUGCUUCUCCAUCAGCCCUUGCUGCUUCACCUUGCAGUUUGAUGUUGUGGAGACGGCGUCUUUCCUUAAACCUCACGAACCAACUCUGCUAGCUUCAGACUUGUCUUCUGCAGCUUCGUCCCCUCUCUCCGCCUUCACAGAACUGAAGAGAGUGAGGCCUUGCUCCGGAUUAGGCUUUGGCUUAAGGGGAUGUUGUGGCUGUUGGAGCUUCUGUCCAGACCACUAAGACUUUGUCCAUAUCAGCAGUAAGGCUGUUUCACUUUGUUAUCAUUCGUGGGUUCACUGGCAUAGCACUUGUAAUGUCCUUCCAGAACUCUUCCUUUGCAUUCACAACUUGUCUGUUUGGGGCAAGCGGCCUGGCUUUCGGCUUAUCUAGACUUUCAACACACCUUCCUCUCACUGAGCCUAAUUAUUUCUAGCUUUUGAAAUGAGAGAUGUGUGACUCUUCCUUUCACUUGGACACUUAGAGGCUAUCGUCGGGUUGUUAAUUGGUCUACUUUCAAGUAGGAAUCAGGGACGCCCGAGGAGAGGGAGAGAGAGGGGUGAACAGCUGGUGGACAGAGCAGUCCGAACACACACAAAACCAUUACAUAACAUCAAAGAUCAUGGAUCACAGAUCGUCCUAAAAUAAUAAUAAUGAAAAACUCUGAACUAUUGCGCGAAUUACCAAAUGUGACACAGAGGCUCAAAGUGAGCAAAUGCUAUUAGAACAAUGGCGCCAAUAAACUUGCUAGGCUUGGGGUUGCCCUGUGAAACUGCGGUGUCUGAGGAAUACCAUAAUAUGACGUAUGCCUGAGCCUUUCUCCCUAUCUGUGAAAGUGGGAGGUGCCCUGGCGUUGCUCUGGCUCUCUCAUCGCACCAUCAGUGAAGCUGCCAGGUAACCAGAGUCUGAGCGCGGAGUUGGAAAGGAGCCACGGGGUGGAUGGCCGUGUUGUGGGAGCCCACGGCUUCUCUGUGUCUUGUUUUACUAACUCUGACGAUGAAGGCCUGGCUGCCACCAGAAGCGGGGUUCCCGGGCCCCGUGAUGCACGUCCUGUUCAUCUUCCUCCGACCAGAGAUGUCCUCGUCGUCAGCUACUGUUUCUCUUCCAAACUUAGUAAUUAACUUGCCAGGGUUAGGAGAGGAGACUGUCACUUAGCUUCAGUUAAUUGUUGAAAGAACAGAGAGGGGUCUGUGUUUCUACUAAAAGGGGGAAAAAAAAGGGGAGGGAUUGGAAAUAUUCUGAAUGGGGAAACGCAGAAGGAAAAUAAAGGUGAUUUUCAAACUCAGUUUCUUCUCCCUUGUCUUUAAAGGUUUUUUUUUGGCGGGGGGUGUUAGGAGGUUUUAAAUCUGUCCUUAAGGAAGGAUGUAUUACUCAGAAUAAAUUGCCUCUAGAUUGUUUU
This is a messenger RNA of Zalophus californianus (California sea lion), 3950 nucleotides long. RefSeq names its product DET1 partner of COP1 E3 ubiquitin ligase (gene DET1). The coding region runs from base 343 to 1791 and encodes 482 amino acids. Gene Ontology annotation, biological process: positive regulation of proteasomal ubiquitin-dependent protein catabolic process; protein ubiquitination. The transcript is spliced from 4 exons. Gene Ontology annotation, cellular component: nucleus; cullin-RING ubiquitin ligase complex. The record is from RefSeq and is a predicted model, not a curated record. Gene Ontology annotation, molecular function: ubiquitin protein ligase binding; ubiquitin-like ligase-substrate adaptor activity. NCBI's taxonomy places the organism in Eukaryota, Metazoa, Chordata, Mammalia, Carnivora, Otariidae.